ACUACACUUUCACUUGGAAGUUGGUACACUGACUUGCUAACAAUAUUGUCGUUAAUUAAAACUAACCUCAAAAAUUCCAAUUUUACCGAAAAUAUUCUAUAUUUUGUAAUUUAUUGUUUAUAUUUAUGUUCAGUCUGUAUUAAAAUAAAUAAUAUUCCUUUAUUUUUAACUAAGCUAUCAUGACAUCGGUUGCAACUCUCAGUAAAAACGAUCCAAGUUCUUUUUCUAACCCUGAGGAAGCAGUUGUAACUGCCCUGUUCUUAAACUUGCUGGUAGAUUUUUCAAAAAAGAUACUAUCAGGUGAAGCCAAACUUAGUGUGAAGAAAGUUCAAGCUGGAGUCGACCACUUGGCUUUGGACAGCAACGGUUUACAUGUGAAGAGAAUCAUCGAUGGAGCGACAGGCCAAGCUCUGGACUUCACUAUAAGUGAACCAAUAAACAUUUUUGGCAGCAAAUUGGAUAUAAAACUUCCCAGCGAUAAAUCAGAGCUAGAGAUAGUGAUUCAAUAUGAGACAGAUCCUACAGCGUUUGCGCUACAGUGGUUAUCAGCUGAACAGACAGCAGGUCGUAAACAUCCCUACCUCUUCAGCCAGUGUCAGCCGAUCCAUGCCAGAUCUAUCGUGCCUUGUCAAGACAGUCCGUCUGUCAAGAUGACUUACAAAGCUCAAAUCUCAGCACCAGAGGAGCUGACUGUUCUGAUGAGUGCACUAAGUGAAGGAGUGAGUGCAUCGAGUGGUGGCCAGCGAACACAUAACUUCAACCAACCUGUACCGACACCAGCAUACCUGCUGGCACUGGUAGUGGGAGACCUGGCUAGUCGGCAGAUUGGUCCCCGUUCACAUGUUUGGUCCGAGCCACAGUUUGUUGACAAAGCUGCGUAUGAAUUUGCAGAGACCGAGCAGUUUCUGCAGCAUGCUGAGGCACUGUGUGGGCCUUAUGUGUGGGGAAAGUAUGACCUGCUGCUCUUGCCCCCCUCCUUUCCCUUCGGCGGGAUGGAAAACCCCUGUAUCACGUUCGUCACCCCCACAUUACUGGCAGGUGAUAGGUCACUGGCAUGUGUAGUGGCUCACGAAAUCUCCCAUAGCUGGACUGGAAACCUGGUCACCAACCGCAAUUUUGAUCACUUCUGGCUCAAUGAGGGAUUUACCAUGUUCCUAGAGCGCAAGAUUCUGGGCCGCAUGUAUGGCGAGCCAAUGAGAGAGUUUGCUGCCCUCAAUGGCCUCAAAGACCUCAAGUAUGCUGUGAGUACACUGGGAGAAGAGAACCCACUGACCAAGCUUGUGGUCGACCUGAGCGGAGGUAUUGGACCAGAUGAUGCCUUUUCCACCUGUCCUUAUGAGAAAGGUCACACAUUCCUAUUCUACCUGGAGCAACUUGUUGGAGGCCCAGCUGUUUUUGAACCAUUCCUCAAGGCCUAUUUAGACAAUUUUAAGUACCGGUCUAUUGAAACUAGAGACUUUAAGACUUUCUUCAAGAGCUACUUUGCCAACAACACAGCCAGCAAGUCUGUGGAUUGGGACUCCUGGUUGUUCACUCCUGGCAUGCCUUUCAUCAUUCCUAAAUACAAUACAUCACUGGCCGAUGCCUGUACUGCACUGACUAACCGGUGGGUGCAAUGGGACAUGACUGAACCCAAUCCCUUCACCCCCACGGAUCUCACGAACUUCCAUCCUCUCCAGGUCCAAGAGUUCCUGGCCCAAUUGCUGGAACUGGAGUCUUUUCCUCUGGACAAGGUCCAGGCCCUCCAAAGUGUCUACAGUUUCAGUGCCAGUAACAAUUCUGAAAUUAAGUUCAGGUGGCUUCGACUAUGUAUCAAGGUUCGCUGGGAAGAGAAGGUUGCUCCAGCUCUCCAGUUUGUCACAGAGCAAGGCAGGAUGAAGUUUGUUCGUCCAAUUUACAGGGACUUGUACGCGUGGGAAGACAUGCGCCAAAGGACCAUUGACAACUUCCAAGCCACUAAAGCAAAUAUGAUGGCUGUACUCGUUCACAACGUGGCUAAAGACUUGCAUUUGGAAUAACAUAUACUUUUAUUUGGUGGUUUAUUUUAUUAUGAAUAAAUACUGUUAUUUUAUAUACUAACAAAAUAUAAGUUUAUCACUAAAA
Messenger RNA from Homalodisca vitripennis (glassy-winged sharpshooter), 2103 nucleotides. Its product is annotated as leukotriene A-4 hydrolase-like. Gene Ontology annotation, biological process: peptide catabolic process; proteolysis. The record is from RefSeq and is a predicted model, not a curated record. Gene Ontology annotation, molecular function: metallopeptidase activity; aminopeptidase activity; epoxide hydrolase activity. Lineage: Eukaryota; Metazoa; Arthropoda; Insecta; Hemiptera; Cicadellidae. Gene Ontology annotation, cellular component: cytosol.